AUGAGUAACUAUUCCGCUGAGUUUGAAGCCGGCGUCAAGCAAAUUCAAGAAAUGGGGUUUGCUCGCGAAGCUGCGGUUGAGGCUCUUAAGUACGCCAACAAUGAUAUUUGCAAAGCAAUGGACUACAUUUUCAAUCCCCCAAUAGUUAUAGAACCGGCCUUAUCAGCACCAGUCACUUCUAGAUCUUCUACUGUUGCUGACUCUAGUCUUAGUAGUGGAACAGUCGUUGGUCCUGACUCUGCAGGUAGUACUCAGCGCUUGGUCGAUGUAGACGGCGACAUUAAUGCUGAUGAUGACGAUAACAGUAGCUAUUCCAAUUUGCAGCGCGCUAUUGAGGAGUCUAUGCAAUCUUAUAAUAGCGGUUCGGGUUACACAGCUGUCGAUUCACAAGAUUUCCUUAGCCGACGAGAAAACCAAGACAAUGGUGUUUUUUCUAUUGACGGACCCACAAAUACCCAAUCGUCGUCAGAAACAAAGCAGAGUAAUCCAAACCAAUCAGGAUUAUUAUUCUCAGCGACGGACAAUACCCCAACAGCAAAAUCUACUCCACCCGCGCCGCCAGCAUCUCCAGGAGUCACAACCGGCUCUCUUUUACCUCAUUCACUUCCUUCACGAAAUACACCUUAUGAAUACAACCAGCCCACAUAUACGAGCAGCAACAAGUUUGGACCAGCUACUCGUGAUAACUAUGAAGAAAAUAAGUGGGGGAUUGUGCCUGCUGGAAGCAAUUCGAAUUCUCAGUUAGUGACUUCCGAAAAAUCCUUAACAAAUUUCUCUGAUGAACCUCCACGGUUCCGCAAAAAUGAUGAAUUUCCUUUACUUAUUCCUAAUGCUGCUGGUGUUUACAUGGCUCCACUUCUUGUCAUUCUACAAAAAAUUCCCUUGGCUCGACAGGCCCUCCUAAACGAUUUUAAAGAUAUUACCCCAGAUUUUGGCUUUGAUAAUGACUGGUGGAAGGGCGAAAUCAUCAACACAAAGUCACUUUUAACACCUGACAUUGCAUAUUCGGCCAAAGCUCUUCUCAUGCUCGAAACUCAGCGUUUAAUUGCAUUCUUGGAGGGCUCUUCUAGACGCCCCUUUGCCAGCAUUAAUAAUCUUACCAAACGUAUUUUUUUCGACUCUGUUCCAGCUCUUCGUGGUGAUUCUUCAAUGAACCACCCAGUAGGCCAGAUUUUAUUUGAUCUAUUGCAAUACAGUGACAAACAGCCCCUACUCUCUACAGCUUUUGCCACUAUUCCUACACAGAGCCCCACUGACUCUGAUACCUCCAUAACUACAACAGAGUACCCGCCAGAAAAGCCUUUUGCCAAUUUUGUCAUUGAUGUUUCGGCUGCCCUUGAAAAUGAUACUCUUUAUGAUCUUGUUGAUGAGCUUAUUUGGGGUGUCACCGAACCACCUUCAUCUUACCUUUCGCACAUUUCCGAUAUUAUCACCAUCACACUGAAACGUGAAGACACAAGAAUUGGUGCUGGCAUUGAGAUUCCGCUGACUUUUUACCCGGACCGCUACACGAAGCCACUUAUUCCCUAUAUGCGCAAGUUGUUUGACUUAAGCAAAAAGAGUCGCAACGCCAUCUCUACAUUGACACGCAAGAAGUUUGACAUGUCGGCAUUCCGGUCUCGCGACACGUCAAAAAUUCUUAAUCUUACAGCCAAGUACUUGCGUGACUUGGAGUCAAGCAAAUUAAAGGAGGAUCACAUCCAAUCUGCAAUUGUGAAUGGCAAAGAAGUUGAUCUUAAAUUUGAUCUAGAAGGAUUAAGUAAUGCUGCUUUGGAAAUUGAAAACGCAAGCACCGAGUUUAAUGCUAAGAAGCAAGCUCUUCUGGAGGAAACACAGUACCAUCAACACCUUAUCAAGCUUCAAAAGGCACUUUUCAAGGGAAGUGAUGACGACAAAGAAACACUCAAGGUUGUGUUUGGUGGCAUUCCAAAUCAUGUAAACAAUAAAGGAGAUUCUAACUCCUCUUCAGAGUCUUCCACUCCUGUCAUCGAUGAUAAUACCGAAACCAUUGCAGCAGCAGCAGCAGGCUUGUCGCUAGAUCCUCCUGCACUCCGAAUGUAUCGCCUAAGCGGAAUUAUCAUGAGCCCUACUGAGUACUUUUUCUGUGUCAAGACACGGCCACACUGUGACGAGAUUCCUGAUCUCAUUAUGGCUGACGAGGACGAAGAUGAAGAUCUUGAGGACAUGGAUGAUUUGGAUCACACCCACAACACAAGUAGCAACAAUCCAUUCCGUCGAUCGAAUGUUGCUUCUACUGAUGCUACUAACGACGACUUGAUGCUUAUGGAUGACAGCGGCGCCGAGUCAGCAGCUUCUACUGCAGCAGUAUCUUCAGACAGCACACAAACUGCAGUGAGUUUAUCGCAAAACGAUUACGAGUGGUACCAUGUGUAUGACACUAGUCCUGGUCCUAAAUCUAAUUUGGCUGGCGUGCCAAACGUCUCGCGCAUUGGAGUUCCUGAGAUGCUUGAUAUUGUGAAGCGGGGUUCUACACGCUCGGAUGCCGUAGGAACUGUUUUGAUUUAUGCCACAGAAGACGUGGCAUGGGCAGGAACUACACUGAAUCGAAAUCUGCCUGCUGGGCUAGCUGAGUUUUUAGAGCGGGAUCGGCGUUCGCUCAUUGCACAGAUGCAGCAACAGGCUAACCGAGACAACAUGGCAAGCCGAGCUGCAACCCAGAGCAUUGAAGGCGAAGUAAGCACCCCGAGCAGCAAUAGCACUGGGACCAGCCACCAUUUUGGAACUCUUUCCAGAGUUUCUGAAGACUCUUCCGAUGAGUUUUGCGGUAAAGCUGUGUCGCCAUCGGCGCAUCAUGAUCUGAUUGACAUGAACGAGGAUGAGCAUGUGGAAUAUCUAGAAGGCCACGAGGUUGUGCCCGAGGUUUCUACUGGAGUUACUUCCUCAGUGUCUUCGUUUUCUAGUAACAAUCCGUUUUUGAGACAGAGUUCUGGGUUGAACGAUGAGGAUAACAAGAAAGAUUAG
Magnusiomyces paraingens is the source of this 2982-nucleotide messenger RNA. RefSeq lists its product as uncharacterized. Bases 1 to 2982 code for a protein of 993 amino acids. NCBI's taxonomy places the organism in Eukaryota, Fungi, Ascomycota, Dipodascomycetes, Dipodascales, Dipodascaceae. Gene Ontology annotation, cellular component: nucleus; cytosol. The record is from RefSeq and is a predicted model, not a curated record. Gene Ontology annotation, molecular function: protein binding. Gene Ontology annotation, biological process: protein deubiquitination. The transcript has 3 exons.